AUGAAGUUCUCAACUGUCUUCGCUGCCGCCACUUGCGCAUCAGCCGUCUCAGCUGCACCAUGGUCUGGAUGGAAAGGUGGCAAGAAUGGCCCAUUCGAGUUCACCUCCACCUAUUCAGUGGUAGCCACACCAGACCAAGUCGUUAACGGCACCACACCCACUGGCGGCCUAGCUGGCGCCAUCGGAUAUUAUAACUUCGGCCUGAACAAAUACACCAACACCAUCUGCUUCAACAUCACUCUCAACGGCUUCCGAGGCAACUACCAAUCUGCAGCCAUCACCGCAACCCACCUUCACGAAGCCGCAAGAGGCCAAUCUGGCCCACCAAGAAUCGCUUUCCCAAACCCAGUGGGCAACGAGCAAUACGCCAACUCCAUCGGUUGCAUCAAGGGUCCUUUCAGAACUGGUAUCAACGGCACAAACGGCGUUGACACCGGUGCUGCUUUCCAGGUCUCGCAGAUUGAGGCGAACCCAGCUGGCUUCUUUGCUGAUGUACACUCGUCGUUGGCUGUGCCAGGAGCCGUGCGAGGACAGCUCGCAUAG
Molecule: messenger RNA, 543 nt
Organism: Lithohypha guttulata
Lineage: Eukaryota; Fungi; Ascomycota; Eurotiomycetes; Chaetothyriales; Trichomeriaceae
Exons: 3
Coding region: 1-543 (180 amino acids)
Source: RefSeq, a predicted model, not a curated record